AUGCCGUCUGCGACAGCGUCUGGCGCCGAUACAAGGCCCAGCGGCGCACACUCUCGUCAGCAUAACCAGGGAAACCAAGAUAGAAAAUACACCCCAGAGCAGAAAGCGGCGGUAUUACGAGUACGGAAAUGCUCUGCUACGGCAUUUUAUGAGAUUCUGGCAGUUGAAAAAACCGCGACAGAUGGAGAGAUUAAGAAGGCUUAUCGGAAGCUCAGCUUGUUGACCCACCCAGACAAGAACGGCUAUGAAGGCGCAGAUGAAGCAUUUAAGAUGGUAUCGAGGGCAUUUCAGAUAUUAUCCGAUGUAGAUAAGAAAGCCAAAUACGACAGGUUUGGUGGCGACCCAGAUAACAGAUUUAACGCCGGCGCGUCAACGUCUUCGCCUUUCGGCGGCUUUGGAGGUUUUCAACAACAUCCUGGGCGGCAAUAUGCAUAUGAGGAGGAAAUUUCUCCAGAGGAACUCUUUAAUAGAUUCUUUGGCGGGGCGGCAGGCGGAGGAUUCGGGCCAUUCGGUGGCAUAUUUGAGGGGGGGCCACAGUUUGUCUUCAACAUGGGUGGUGGCCCCGGUUUCCGUGUCCAUCAAUUUGGAGGAAAUCGACCACGAAGACGCCCAAGAGAUACAAACGAGCCGGAUCCUUCCCAAACCCCUCCGGGUGUCGCAUCUCUCUCGCACUUCCUCCCACUACUCUUACUAUUUGUCCUACCUUUCCUAUCAAAUCUAUUCAGCAGCACUACACCUUCUACACCCUCUUUCCGACUUCACACUCCUGAUCCCCCACAUACUCUUCAACGGAUGACCCCUAAACUUAAGCUCAAGUACUUUCUUAACCCGACUGAUAUCGAAGACUAUAGCCCGCGCAAGCUUCACCAACUAGAUCAGAGAAUUGAGGUUGAUUAUGUCGCGAACCUACGGCAUGAGUGCCAGAGCGAGAUAAACUACCGCGAUCGGCUGGUUCAAGACGCCCAAGGCUGGUUUUUCCCAGACGUGGAGAAGAUGCGGGAAGCACAAGAUCUAGAGUUGAAGAGCUGUGCAAAACUCAAGGCACUCAGCAAAUGA
This is a messenger RNA of Microsporum canis CBS 113480, 1056 nucleotides long. Its product is annotated as hlj1 protein. Gene Ontology annotation, molecular function: Hsp70 protein binding. NCBI's taxonomy places the organism in Eukaryota, Fungi, Ascomycota, Eurotiomycetes, Onygenales, Arthrodermataceae. The record is from RefSeq and is a predicted model, not a curated record. The transcript has 3 exons. Gene Ontology annotation, biological process: cellular response to misfolded protein. Gene Ontology annotation, cellular component: endoplasmic reticulum membrane. The coding region runs from base 1 to 1056 and encodes 351 amino acids.